CAUUCUUUAAUUAGACUCAGGUCUUUUCUUUUUUUUCCUACUUCCGGUCUUUUCUAGCUCAUACAGAAGGAUUUAAGGUGAAAGAGGACAAUUUUAUUUUCGUACUGACUCAUAGAGGAUGGACAAGAACCACACUACUAAAAAGAUUCUAAACCUCACCCUGGAGAUCAUCUACCUGCUGACCGGAGAGGAUUAUAUGGUAGUAAACAAGGAGUCAGGUGAGCGUGUGACAUCCAACAGCAGCCGCCGUCCCCGAGGGUCAGUAAGAUGGAGCAGUACCCAGAGCCCCAUCACUGAGCCCCCAACCCAAUCACUGAAACAUGAGAGAGACAAUGAGCAGAAGAUCCUGGAACUCACCAACAAGAUCAUUCACCUGAUGACUGGAGAGGCUUGCGACUACAUAGAUGAUGCUGAUGAUCUUUAUAAACACCUGAUAAUUGAGAAUCUCCAAACCCACACGCCACUGGCAGAUCAGUCUAACGCCAGAGAUACGGCAGAAAGACUCCAUAGACCAAGUCCCAUAAAUGACUGCCUGACUGCAGAACAGAGUGUUAAUGGCACAAGCCAGGGAACCAAAUACUCACCGAUGUGUAAUGAGGAGAAGAUCAAGUGUAAUAAAAAUCUGACUGAGGAAUCCAAUGUUAAAAGAGAUCUCCCAGACUCUGACACGGAGGCACCUACAGAGCAAACCAAGUAUCAUUCUGCCUCUAGUACGGAGGACUCUGGCUCCUGUGAAGAAGGAACACUUAUGGAACCCGGAGUCAGUACACAGACAGGAAACUCCAAUAUGGAAUAUAUGUCUGCUCUGUCUCACCAGAUGGCACCAGGCAUAAAGACUUAUAAGUGUUCCGAAUGUGAGGAGAGUUUUACAUGUAACUCCGAUCUCCUCAAACAUCAGACCCAUCACAGAGGCUCGCAGCUGUUUAUGUGCUCUGUGUGUGGGAAGAAUUUUACCAGCAAGUCCAAUCUGGCUAAGCACCAUAAAAUCCACACAGGGGAGAAACCGUACGCCUGUUCCGAGUGCGGGAAAACGUUCCGAGAGAAGCACUACCUGAUCUCACACCAGUCCGUCCAUAUUGGGCCACAACUGAUAGCCUGCCCUCAGUGCGGGAAGGGUUACACCUCCAAGUCAAACCUUACUAAGCACCAGAGAAUUCACACAGGAGAGAAGCCGUUUGCUUGCGCUGAGUGCGGGAAGUCUUUUAAUCAGAGGUCGGUGCUGAUGACGCAUCGCAGAACUCACACGGGAGAAAAGCCAUUUUCCUGUCACAUCUGUGGGAAGAGUUUUGCCGAUAACUUGCAGCUGGUCCGGCAUAGCGCCACUCACACUGGGGAGAAGCCAUUUAUUUGCUCGGAAUGUGGAAAAUGUUUUAGCCAAAGGAACAUUCUCCUUAAGCAUCUACACAUUCACAAGUGAUGGAAGCGGCUAUUUGGAAUUUCCCUGUCUACUUCACUGUGUUUUGCAGCUGCUCAUUGUGUUGGGCAAUCGUAAGGGGAGGGUGAUUUAUCAAAUAUUGGAGAGAGAUAAAGUACCAGCCAAUCGGCUCCUAACUUGUCAUUUCUCAUACGUCCUAGAGGAUGCUGGGGUCACUUCAAGAACCAUGGGGUAUAGACGGGAUCCGCAGGAGACAUGGGCACUUUAAGACUUUCAAAUGGUGUGAACUGGCUCCUUCCUCUAUGCCCCUCCUCCAGACUCCAGUUUAGAAUUGUGGCCAGGCAGACUGGAUGCACUCUGAGCUGAGGAGCUCUACUGAGUUUCUCUGAAAAGACUUAUGUUAGUUUUUUUAUUUUCAGGGAGAACUGCUGGCAACAGUCUCCCUGCUUCGUGGGACUUAGGGGAGAGAAGUCAGACCUACUUCUAGUGAGUUUCAAGGCUCUGCUUCUUUGGCUACAGGACACCAUUUGCUCCUGAGGGUUUGAUCACUAGGUACGCCUAGGGGCUCAUUCCCAGAGCCGGCCGUCAACCCCCUUAUAGAGCCAGAAGUCAGAAGACAAGUGAGUAGAAGAAGCAAAGAAGACUUCAGUGACGGCUUCUGAGGUACCGCAUAGCGAUCGUACACUGCGCGCCAUGCUCCCACACACAGAGGCGCUCCAGGGUGCAGGGUGAGGGGGGGGGGCCUGGGCAGCAUAUAUACCUCAAUAUAAGACUGGCAACAGGGAACAUAGGUGCCGGGGCACUGUCCUAACCCCCGCCAGUAUAAAGAUUUUAACUAAAAUAGCGGGACUGAAGCGCGCCAUUACGGGGGCGGGGCUUAGCUCACACAGCCAGCGCCAUUUUCUAUUGAAGAACACUGGUUCUUCCUCACACUGCUGAAUGUAUCAGGGUGCAAAA
Pseudophryne corroboree (corroboree frog) is the source of this 2332-nucleotide messenger RNA. Its product is annotated as zinc finger protein OZF-like. The transcript has 5 exons. Gene Ontology annotation, molecular function: RNA polymerase II cis-regulatory region sequence-specific DNA binding; DNA-binding transcription factor activity, RNA polymerase II-specific. The record is from RefSeq and is a predicted model, not a curated record. Bases 119 to 1417 code for a protein of 432 amino acids. Lineage: Eukaryota; Metazoa; Chordata; Amphibia; Anura; Myobatrachidae. Gene Ontology annotation, biological process: regulation of transcription by RNA polymerase II.